Messenger RNA from Acaulospora morrowiae, 1584 nucleotides. NCBI's taxonomy places the organism in Eukaryota, Fungi, Glomeromycota, Glomeromycetes, Diversisporales, Acaulosporaceae. The record is from the annotation of a GenBank genome assembly.
AUGGUCCUACACGUUUUUAACGAUAUUUUGUCCAUCAUACUGGUCAUUGUAAUCAUCUACGUUUCUCAUUUUUAUUAUAAAUAUUUCACUCGUGAAAAUCCUCUCCCCGGACCAAUUCCCCUUCCUCUAGUUGGUAAUGUCUCUCUGCUCUUUAGUGAUAUCGGCGAGUGGCCAACCCAGCUCCAGAAGAAAUAUGGAGACAUUUAUGAAACUUAUAUAGGCCCCCAGAGAAAUAUUUGGAUAUGUAGAGAAGAUUUGGUUAACAAAAUGUUGAAACCAUCAUCUCGCAAUAACUUUCAUUUAAGAACACUCCCAGACAAUGACGGCCUUAAAGAAAUUGGAUUGUUAGAUUCCGGAAUUGUUUAUAACUUGGAUUAUAAAACUUGGGAAUACUAUCGAAGGUUUUAUGCAAGGUCAAUAUUAAAGUCAUCAUUUCUCAUGCAAGUUACGGAUAGUAUCCAGGCAGUAUUUAGAGAGAUGGAUGAUUAUUGGGAACAGCUCGAUGAAAACACCGAAUUAGAUUUUUCCCGUUGGGCCAAAAGAUAUUUUAUGGAUGCCAUAUUUUUUAUAGCCGCUAGUAAGCGUAGAUACUCAUUGGCAAGCUAUUAUAAUAGUCUUUCAAUCAAUAAGAAGGUUCAAGUGUCCGAAAACAGCUUAAAAGAAAGUGAGGCUUUCAUAGAUGCUGUUGAUGGCUUUAUGAUGUGUCUCCUAUACUUUCUAGUACUUCCAAAAUAUAUAUUUGACUUUCCGGGAAUCAGGAUAUACACACAGAGAUUGAAAGACAAAUUGAGCUGGCUGAGGAAGAACGUUAGUGGUAUUAUCAAAGAAAGAAGAGAAGAAAUUGAAAAAACACCCGAGGGUCAGGAGUUGGUCCAUGAUAUAUUAACAAUGUUUUUAACAAUCAAUACAUCACGCGAUAUUACCGAAAAAGUUGCGGAUAGUUUACACGACAGACCUAUGACUGAUGAAGAAAUCUGUGGACUCUUUUUAGAAACGUUAUCAGGUGGAAUCGAUACAUCGUCCAAUACCAUUUGCUUCAUAAUACAUUUUCUAUCUCGUUACCCCAAAGUUAAAGAAAGACUGAUAGAAGAGGUUGACCGAGUCGUGGGGAAAGAUCUGAAUCAUAAGAUUACUUAUGAAGAAAUAGGAAGACUCGAAUAUUGUGAAGCUGUAAUCGAGGAAUGCACGCGAUUAUUUACAACAAUUCCCAUGGUAGCCAGAAGAAAUGCAAGUCCUGAUGAGAUUGGUGGUCUAGUGUUUCCUGAAGACACACAAUUCUACAUCAAUUUACAGGGAAUUCACAAACACAAAUCUUUAUGGACAAACCCAGAAGAAUUUAAUCCAGAUAGAUUUAUGGAUAAGGGUAAUAUGGAUAUUAAAGAUCAUUUUCACACUUUUGGCGGCGGACUAAGGAAAUGUCCUGGAAGAAACUUGGCGAUGUUAGAGUUAAAACUUACUUUAGCGCUACUAUAUAGAAAGUAUGAUAUCGAGCUGGUGCAUAGAGAUGCACCGAUAAAAUUUCGUACUACCGCACUCAGGACCUGCCAUGAGCUGAAGGUUCAAAUUAAGAAGAGAAAUGCUUAA